GGUACUGGAUUUGUGGGUCGAAAUUUAGCUACCUAUUUGAUUAAAAAUGAUUUGGUUUCCAAGAUCUGCUUAGCUGACAAAGUUCCACCUGAAAUGGCGUGGCUUAACGAUAUUCACAAGGCGGCCAUUUCAGAUGAAAGAGUAAAAUUCAAGUCCGUUAAUCUUUUAAAUGAGGGUACGCAACUGUCAUCUCUAGAAAAAGUAUUUACUUGUGAAGAAGGCGAAUUUGAAUUCAUUAUAAAUUGUGCCGCUGCUACCAGAUACGGUCAAGACAAUUCUGUAUACGAAGAAGGGAUUUAUCGCUUGAGCUUACUUGCUGCUAAGGAAGUUGCAAAGCACAAUCAUCAUUUAUUCAUUGAGCUAUCAACGGCUCAAGUUUACAGUAGCGACAAGAAAAGAAGUAAUGAAGAAUCUAAACUCAAUCCGUGGACAGGAAUAGCAAAAUAUAAGUUAAAAGCAGAAAAGGGGUUGGAAAGUAUCUCAGGACUAAAUUACGCAAUUUUGAGACCAGCAAUUAUUUAUGGUCUUGGAGACCGCCAAAGCUUAACACCACGCUUGAUUAUCGGAGCUGUGUACAAAGAACUAGAUGAAAAGAUGAAGUUAUUGUGGGGACGUGAUCUCCGAUUGAACACGGUACAUGUUCACGAUGUGUGCCGUGCAAUUUGGCAUGUAUGUAUACAUGGAAAAAAAGGCGAAGUUUACAAUUUAGCUGAUAAGGGAGAUACAACUCAAGGUUUUAUCAGUCAAUGUAUAUCGGAGAUAUUUGGAAUAAAGCACGACUACUUUAAUACCGUUAUGUCAAAUUUAGCUUCGCUAGGAAUUUCCACUAUUUCGGAAGAAUCAAAUGAAAAGCACAUGGAACCGUGGUCAAAGGCUUGCAAAAGAGAUAACAUUACGAAUACACCGUUAAGCCCUUACUUAGAUCAGGAGUUAUUAUACAACAAACAUUUAUAUGUUGAUGGCUCAAAAAUUGAGAAAUCAGGAUUUACAUACGAGUAUCCAAAUUUAACUACGGAAUCUUUGAGAAUGAUUUUACAGGACUAUGUUCGGCAAGGCUUAUUUCCCAAAUCACUUAGUAACGGUAAUUAG
Messenger RNA from Trichoplax adhaerens, 1089 nucleotides. RefSeq lists its product as uncharacterized. The transcript has 13 exons. The annotation marks the transcript as partial. NCBI's taxonomy places the organism in Eukaryota, Metazoa, Placozoa, Uniplacotomia, Trichoplacea, Trichoplacidae. The record is from RefSeq and is a predicted model, not a curated record.